AUGCAUUCGGUAUUCCCCGUCUGGCGAACAUCUUGCCAUCGCGACAUCCGGGAUAUCCAAAUAUGGAAUCCAAACAGCAAGGAACAACUCAAAACCUUCCAGGCCCACGCUGCGUUCAAUUCAGCAUGGAAUUACUCGCUUUCAUGGGCGUCUGAUGGCAGACGGUUGCUCACAGCGGGCUCCUAUCUAGAUCCCGCUAUACGGGAGUGGGAUACAUCAACGUGGGAACAGGUCGGUCAUGCCUACAAUAAUACUAGUCCUAGUAGUAAGGGCAUCAAUACCCUGGUCGUGAACCCUACUGGCACCCUUGUCGCCUCCACAUCUUAUGAUCACUAUGUCCGCCUCUGGCGGCUGUCGGAUCGACGAAUCAUCGCCUCGUUCAAGCACUCUCAUACAGUGUGCUGUGUCACCUUCUCCGCCGAUGGCAAGUACAUCCUCAGCGGAGGUCUUGACAAAAAGAUCUCUCAGUGGGCAGUGCCAUCGUUUGAUUCCAAGGCAUGUUUUAAUCCUUCACUCUCGGCAAUGCAAAAACCAUAUUUCCCGCAGAUCCUCGACAUGGACUCGACAACCCGCGAUGCAUGCAUAAACGGGGACUUAGAUACUGCUGAAGCACUGCUAACACAACAGAUUGAUGCUGACAAUAACGACCACAACGCGUAUGCCAAUCGCUCAUUUGUUAGGGCGCGAAAAGCAGACUGGGACCGCGCCCUCGAUGAUGCACUCAAGGCCAUUGCACUAUUCAACGCAAAGCAACAUCGCGAAGCAAUACCCCGCAUUCAACAGCCUCCAGACGCUUCUCCUAAUGCUGAUAGUCUUGCUUGCAGUAUCGUGGAAGUUUAUCUAGAUAACUUGAGUGGCGCGGGUCGUAACGGAGAUGCGGGAGAUUUCGCUGUCAACACCAUCGCUGGCUCAUCUGAAUCCGCCAUUUGGUCUACCAUUUGUUCUGAAUAUGAGGACCUUACUGUGCUCUUCGGAUGGGACCUCAAGUCAGUGUGGCAAAUUGCAAACCAGAGACGGUGCGAUGCACUCCUGCAGGCAGGUGGAAUUAGAGAAGCCCUCGAAUCGUACCGAUAUAUAAUGGAUAUGAGUGAUGGAGCUACAAAAGCUAGCUGCCUUGCUUGGUCUACUGGCAAGUCUUCAUCAAUAGAGCGUUAUGCUGCCAAAGGAUUUACUAACAUCAUUGCAAGUGGAGAUGCCGCCUUCGACGCGAACGAUUAUGACGAGGCUAUUGAGCUAUACUCGGCGGCAAUCAACCUUGAUUCAGCCAGCGAUGCCAUCUUCACAAACCGCAGUAAGGCAAAGUUGAAACAAAGGCUAUGGGAGGAUGCACUUCUCGAUGCACAAGAGGUCAUUAAACUCAGUCCCUCUAAUGGAUACCGAGUGAAGCAUGCAGUGCUUCAUGCCGCACAACACUAUGAUGAAGCUAUCGAAGCCUUCCAAGUCAUACUCUCAGAGUUGGACGAUUCUACCGACGCGCGACAACAAGAGCUGCUCAUUCGUGCUCGCAUGGAACACACCCCGAUUCGUGUACUUGACACUUCCACUGGUCGCUUAUGCGAACGAAAGGCACAAAUAGAGGCCUUCGAGAGGAGCACGGAGUACAAGGAACUCCUAUCAUCAAUAACGAAGCGCACGGACCUUCGAAUGGAGCGCAUCAAAGAGGUGGUGAAGAAGUACUUUAGUUAUGUCAUGUUGUCACAUAGGUGGGAAGGGAAGGAGCCGCUACUGUGCGACAUCCGGGGCAACAGCGUGUACGAGUUGGAGUCGGUCGGCAGCGUCGAGAAGUUGCAGCGGUUCUGCGAAACUGCUCGUGAUGCUGGCUGCCGCUGGGCGUGGAGCGAUACAUGCUGCAUAAACAAGGAAGACACCGUGGAGCUCCCAGAAUCUAUCACCUCCAUGUUUCGCUGGUACCAUCACUCAGCCCUCACAAUCGUCUACCUAUCUGACGUCUCGCCUUCGUCGGGAUUUGGCGCACUCCUCCGCAGUGUCUGGAUCACCCGAGGAUGGACACUCCAAGAAUUCCUGGCUCCCAACAUAAUUCUCUUCUACCGAAAUGACUGGACCCCGUAUCUUGAUGAUCACUCUAACAACCACAAAGAGUUUAUCAUGCAAGAGUUGGAGAGUGUUACGGGAAUAGAUUCACGGUUUCACGUCACCUUCCGUCCUGGAAUGAAGGAUCCCCGCGAGAAACUCGUAUGGGCAUCGAAGCGCUUCACAGAGAAGCCAGAAGACGUUGCAUACUCAUUAUUUGGUAUCUUCGGCGUUCACUUACCCGUAAUCUAUGGCGAGACCAAACAGAAGGCGCUCGGUCGGCUCUUGGAGAAGAUUGUUGCCCAGUCGCGUGACAUCAGCGUCCUGGACUGGGUUGGCAAAUCAUCCGAAUUCAGUAGCUGUCUGCCAGCCGAUAUCACGUCGUACGGAUCGACAUUCUUGUUGCCACACCCGUCUGAAGAUGAGAUUCAGGACUCUAUUGAGUUGCUGCAAGUCGCUGUGGAUGGAACGGUGGCUUUAGAAUUGUAUGACAAGCUUAACGGCACAAACCACCCCGGUUUCUCAAACCAGCGGUUACAUCUGCCUUGUAUCAUGUUCCGUGUCACUCAACUCAAGCGGAGGCGCCAUCAACUUGAAGAUGAAGAGAUAGGUUUCACGUAUGACCUGAAGGCAAGGGGGCUUCGUGACCUGCACAUCACCACAGACAAAAGGCUGGUCCAGUUCUCGCCAGCAAGACCCACUGCACAGAAAUUCUUACUCGUCCGUCCCUGGGACCGUCGUCUCCUCGAACUACCUGACUUUUCGGACGAUACCGAAAGCAUGGACGAUUUAUCCCCUCCCCCAUCCCCGUCAGAUCCGCAUGGCGGGUUCUUUGAAGAGCACGAGCCGCUUGGUCCUGAACGAGCGUUACGAUUGAUUGCUCGCCUCAAACGGCCUUUCAGGGCAUUCUUGCUAGCGCAGCAAUACGGCGAACAAUACACGAGAAUCAUAUCAGAAUAUGAUAUCAUUGCAGAAGUCGAAGAAACGACUUCCGAGUCUAUUCGCGACAUCAUAGACUGCGUCAAGACAGUAGAGGUGGUGUAACUUUGAAGAAUAAAGGAAUUUUCAGAUGCCCUUUCCUUGAACAUUUCGGACGUUUCAAAUCACUUA
Messenger RNA from Suillus plorans, 3141 nucleotides. RefSeq lists its product as uncharacterized. Lineage: Eukaryota; Fungi; Basidiomycota; Agaricomycetes; Boletales; Suillaceae. The transcript is spliced from 8 exons. Gene Ontology annotation, molecular function: protein binding. The coding region runs from base 1 to 3075 and encodes 1024 amino acids. The record is from RefSeq and is a predicted model, not a curated record.